AUGUCAGUUACAAGUGAUGAGCUAAACUACUUGAUAUGGAGAUAUUUACAGGAAUCUGGUCACGAGUUAUCCACAUUUGCACUUCAGCGUGAAACCAAAGCUCAUCUUUUAGAUGCUCAAUAUUCUAAGCAUAUUUCUAUAGGGGCUCUUGUUAGCAUUGUUCAGAAGGGUAUUCAGUAUAUGGAAGUAGAGGCUUCAAUCAGAGAUAAUGGGGAGCAAACUUCUGAGGAUAAGCCUUUUACGCUUUUUGGAGCUUUACAUGCUGAUGACCAAGAACCUAAAGCUUGUGAAAUUAACAAAUCUUUAAUGACUGAUAAUGAUUUAAAAACAAAUGGGUCAGUACAUACAACCAAGGAUCAAAAUAGAUAUUUCCCGUCUGGCAUAGAGAGCUUUGAAAAAGAACUUCAGAACACCACGAAAAACUCUGAGAUUUUGACAAACACUCAUAUAUUAUGUGAGGACAUGAUGGAUAUUGAUGAAGCAGAUGAAAUCAAAUCUUCAGAUAAGGCAGAAGCGACAGUAAACCAUUCAAACAUAAAUUCCGACCCAAAUAACCAAGAACAAGAACUAAAAUCAAAUUUGCAAGAUGCCAAAAUUCAAGUUCAAUCAAUAACUCUUCCAAAUACAAUUUGUGACUUGUGCUCUAUAUACCAUACAGGUCCUUCAGAAGCUGCCCAAUGGUCCCCUACAUCACCCUCGUCUUUAAUUAUAGCUCAAUCUGAUUCAUCUGCCACUAUUUUCACUUUUCCCAGCUUUUAUAGCGAUAAAAAUCCCGAUUCGUCUUCCUUAAUUGAGCCUUCACAUAUUUUAAAAUUAACACACUCAGUUACUGAUUUCGUUAAUGAGAAAGAAGUAACUGCAGUAUCUUGGAAUUCAACUGGGACUCUAUGUGCUACAGCUACUUUUGAUGGUCAAAUGCGCCUAUGGACUUCUAGUGGAAAGUUGCGACAUAAUCUAAUAUUACACCGUGCACCGGUACUUGUUAUUAAAUGGAACGAAUCAAAUACAUUACUGUUAUCUGUUGAUUGUACAAAUACCGUAGUGGUCUGGGAUGCAUAUAGUGGUGAUGUUCGUCAGACUUUUCAACACAAUAUCAACACCUCACCUACUAUUUACACUCAAACACACAUUUCUUAUUCAAAAGAUUUAACUAAUGGGGGAAAUUAUUCAUCUCAAGAGCCUGCGCAAUCUCAAUCUCAAUCUCAAUCUCUAACACAACAACCACAACCACAACCACCACAUCAAGAACAAAAACAAAAACAACAACUACAACAAGAUCAAGAUCAAGAUCAAUAUCAAGAACAAGAAAAACAACAAGAACAACAAGAACAACAAGAACAACAAGAACAACAAGAACAACAAGAACAACAAGAACAACAAGAACAACAAGAACAACAAGAACAACAAGAACAACAAGAACAACAAGAACAACAAGAACAACAAGAACAACAAGAACAACAAGAACAACAAGAACAACAAGAACAACCACAACAAUCACAACAAUCACAACAAUCACAACAAUCACAACAAUCACAACAGUCUCCACAACAAUCACAACAGUCUCCACAACAAUCACAACAGUCUCCACAACAAUCACAACAAUCACAACAGUCUCCACAACAAUCACAACAGUCUCCACAACAGUCUCCACAACAGUCUCCACAAAAAUCGCCACAACAGUCUCCACAAAAAUCGCCACAAAAAUCACCACAAAAAUCGCCACAACAAUCCCCACCUCAGUCUCCAUCACAGCCUCCACCACAUUUUCCACCACAGUCUCCACCACAGUCUCCACAAAACUCUCCACAACAACAACAACAACAACAACAACAACAACAACAACAACAACAACAACAGCAAUCGCAAUCGCAAUCAAACCAGCUCCAAAUAACUAAUAAUGUAUCAAUUGGAACUGAUGCCGAUUGGAUAGAUCCUUUAACUUACGCAACAACAGGUGAAAAUGCUACUAUUAUUAUCUACAAAAUUAGUGAACGUGGUCCUCUUCUUAAAUUUAGAGGACACACUCAAGGAAUAAAUAGUCUUCAAUUUGAUUCUAAAACUCAACUUUUGGCAUCCGGAUCUGACGAUCAUACCAUUAAAAUUUGGAGUGGAAAAUCUUCAAAUUCUAUAAUAACUUUGAGCGGCCAUCUUAGUUCGGUUAUUGUUGUUAGAUGGCUUACUCCAACAGGCGUUGUUUCAACUUUAGAUCCAAAUGCUUUUGGAGGUGCACGACUAGCAUCUGCGUCAUUAGAUGGAACGAUUCGUAUAUGGGAUCCUAGUAAAGGUGUUUGUUUAGCAGUUUUAUCACUCCACGAGGGUCCGAUUUUUGCUUGUGAAGUAAGUUCAAACGGAAAACUUAUUGCUUCUGGUGGCUUAGAUGGUGUUUUAAUUAUAUGGGAUGUAUCUACUAUUACAGAGAUAGAGCAGUCUGCAAUCCUAGCUUCUCAGGAGCCUCAAAAGAAGCUUAGCGAUUUUUCUGGAGCAAUUCAUGCUGUUGCUCGAUAUGAAUUAGGGAUUGUUAAUAAAAUGCCUAUUUCUGUGGAUUCGGAUAAUGUUGAAGAAACAAUUAAGCUAUUAACUGAAAAUUUCCCGAUAAUAACUCAAGAAGGUCAGAAAAAUUCACCGAUUCUUUCUGAUUCCAUACCCCCUAUUUAUACGGAAGGCACCGACCAUGGCCAAGAACAAAAUCUGGAACAAGAGAAAGAUCAACAAGAUACAACAUUAAAUUCUAUCCUGUUGCCUUUAUCAGCACCAAAUAAAAUUAAUGAAGAGGAGGAAAAACCGGAGGAACAAUAUGCGGAUCCAAAUUCUCUAACCCAAGAUCAUAUAAAUUCAAUUUCAUGGAGUUGCGACUCAAAAAAUAUCUGUGUUUGUUAUGGUGAACGAUCAGUCAUAGUUGAUACAAGUCAGAUAAUAAAAUAG
Magnusiomyces paraingens is the source of this 2922-nucleotide messenger RNA. RefSeq lists its product as uncharacterized. Lineage: Eukaryota; Fungi; Ascomycota; Dipodascomycetes; Dipodascales; Dipodascaceae. The transcript has a single exon. The record is from RefSeq and is a predicted model, not a curated record. Gene Ontology annotation, biological process: regulation of transcription by RNA polymerase II. Gene Ontology annotation, cellular component: Set3 complex. The coding region runs from base 1 to 2922 and encodes 973 amino acids. Gene Ontology annotation, molecular function: transcription corepressor activity; protein binding.